Molecule: messenger RNA, 2630 nt
Organism: Cornus florida
Lineage: Eukaryota; Viridiplantae; Streptophyta; Magnoliopsida; Cornales; Cornaceae
Product: glutamine--fructose-6-phosphate aminotransferase [isomerizing] 1
Exons: 11
Coding region: 297-2375 (692 amino acids)
Biological process (GO): fructose 6-phosphate metabolic process; UDP-N-acetylglucosamine metabolic process; protein N-linked glycosylation
Molecular function (GO): L-glutamine:D-fructose-6-phosphate transaminase (isomerizing) activity; carbohydrate derivative binding
Source: RefSeq, a predicted model, not a curated record
CUCUUCCGUGGCGUGUGGUAAUUGUCAAUUUGUCAAACACUGACUUGCAACAUCCCAUUAAACUCCAAGAAGUAGUCAAAAACUCCCUUCUUUCCCCCCUUCUCCCUCCCUUCCCAUUUCUCUCUCCCAUCUUUUUCUCUCUACAAUUCAAUUUUACAUACCGAUAUAUAUAUAUAUAUAUUCAUAUGGAUAUGUAUGCAUAGAUACGCAAUUCAAUCGCUCUUCGAUCUUCGAUUCUUGUUGGAGAAGAAGAACAACGUUUAACAACAAAAAGGAGCGAUUGAUACAGAGAAAGAAUGUGUGGGAUAUUCGCGUAUUUGAAUUACAAUGUCAACAGAGAGAGACGUUACAUCCUCGAAGUCCUCUUCAAUGGACUUAGGCGUUUGGAGUACAGAGGCUACGAUUCCGCCGGAAUUUCCAUCGAUUCUUCGUCGUUGCCUUCUUCGCUUUCUGAUCUUCCAAACGGUUCCUCUCCCCAUUCUCUCCCUCCUCUCGUCUUUCGCCAAGAAGGAAACAUUGAAUCGCUCGUCAAAUCGGUCUAUGAAGAGGUUGCUGUUACGGAUCUAAAUUUGGAGGAAUCAUACUCUGUCCACGCUGGAAUAGCACACACCCGAUGGGCAACCCAUGGGGAACCAGCUCCGAGGAAUAGUCAUCCUCAAACAUCUGGUGCUGGAAACGAGUUCUUGGUUGUUCACAAUGGAGUUGUCACUAAUUAUGAGGUAUUAAAGCAAACGCUGGUCCGACAAGGGUUCACCUUUGAAUCUGAAACAGAUACAGAAGUUAUUCCAAAGCUUGCCAAAUUUGUUUUUGACAAAGCAAAUGAAGGAGAGGAUCAUUCUGUCACAUUUGUUCAAGUUGUGCUUGAAGUUAUGAGACAUCUUGAAGGAGCCUAUGCUCUCAUUUUUAAAAGCUGCCAUUAUCCAAAUGAAUUGAUUGCUUGCAAACGUGGAAGUCCAUUGCUCCUUGGUGUUAAAGAAUUAACAGAUGAUGUGAACAAUGGAGCAUCAUUUCAUGAUGACAAAUUCCUUUCAAAGAAUGGGCAACCCAGAGAAUUCUUCCUAUCCAGCGAUGCUAAUGCUGUAGUUGAACACACAAAAAAGGUUUUGGUAAUUGAGGAUGGUGAAGUUGUUCAUCUUAAGGAUGGAGGCGCAUCAAUCCUCAGGUUUGAUCAUGGCAAGGGAAAUCAUAGUGGUGCUCUUGCUAGGCCUGCUUCAGUGCAACGUGCUUUAUCCAUUCUUGAGAUGGAGGUUGAACAAAUAAAUAAAGGAAACUAUGAGCAUUAUAUGCAGAAGGAAAUUCAUGAACAACCAGAAUCACUAACGACAACAAUGCGGGGUAGGCUUAUACGUGGAGGUUCCUGCAAAGCCAAGACCGUUCUUCUAGGUGGACUGAAGGAUCACCUCAAAACAAUAAAGAGAAGCAGAAGAAUUGUCUUUGUUGGUUGUGGCACGAGCUACAAUGCUGCUUUAGCUGCAAGACCCAUAAUGGAAGAACUUUCUGGUAUUCCUGUUACACUGGAGGUCGCAAGUGAUCUGUUGGAUAGGCAGGGACCAAUAUACAGAGAAGAUACAGCUGUUUUUGUUAGUCAAUCUGGUGAAACUGCAGAUACUUUAAAUGCACUGGAGUAUGCUUUAGAAAAUGGCGCUUUAUGUGUUGGAAUUACAAAUACUGUUGGUAGUGCAAUUGCUAGGAAUACACACUGUGGUGUGCACAUCAAUGCUGGCUGCGAGAUAGGUGUGGCCAGUACCAAGGCUUACACGAGUCAAAUAGUAGUGAUGGCUAUGUUGGCGCUAGCCAUUGGAGGUGACGCACUUUCUAGUCAAGCAAGAAGAGAGGCUAUAAUAGAUGGCCUAUUUGACUUGCCAAACAAAGUCAGAGAAGUGCUGAAGCUUGACCAGGAAAUGAAGGAUCUUGCAAAACUAUUGAUUGCUGAGCAGUCACUUCUUGUGUUUGGAAGAGGAUAUAACUAUGCAACAGCACUUGAGGGUGCUUUGAAAGUAAAGGAGGUGGCACUUAUGCAUAGUGAAGGAAUACUUGCAGGCGAAAUGAAACAUGGUCCACUGGCUCUAGUCGAUGAAAAUCUCCCAAUUGUUGUUAUUGCUACCCGUGAUGCUUGCUUCAGCAAGCAACAAUCAGUUAUUCAGCAACUUCAUGCUCGCAAAGGUCGGCUGAUAGUGAUGUGUUCAAAAGGAGAUGCAGCAUCUGUUUGUGUUGGUGGUUCUGGCCGAGUAAUUGAAGUUCCUCAGGUUGAGGACACUCUUCAGCCUGUGAUUAACAUAGUUCCAUUGCAGUUGUUGGCUUAUCAUCUCACUGUUCUACGGGGUCACAAUGUCGAUCAGCCUCGCAAUCUGGCAAAGAGUGUCACAACCCAAUGAAGAUGGUUUAUUCAUUAAAAUCGUGUUUCUUUGGUUUUAGAACUUAGUGAAAUCAUAUAUUCUAUUGGGUUACUUUAACUUCCUAACGCCCUAACCCCCUGUAACUUUCUGACCUGCUAAGUUAAAGCAACUUUUGCGUUUUUUAUGUAACUUAGGACGCAUUAUCCCACCACUCCUUGAUGAAUCUUUCUCCUGUAUUAUCUAUGCACGGAUUCAUUUCGUCAUUUAAUUCCUUUUUUAUUGACAUUGAAUUGA